AUGUAUCUGCAAUUUAAGGAGAAAGUAAGGACUUUUGAAUACUAUUCACUGGCACUUGAUGAAAGUUGUGAUGUCAGAGACACAGCACAGUUGUUAAUUUUCAUUCGAGGCAUCACCAAAUAUUUUGAGGUCACAGAAGAAAUGGUAUCAAUGCAGUCACUGAAAGGAACAACAACUGGAGAAGAUUUAUUGGAGGCAGUAAAUAAUUGUCUUUUGAAAUUAGUAGUAGAAUGGAACAAACUGGUAAAUGUGACCACCGAUGGAGGGCCAAAUAUGACAGGUAAAAAUGUUGGAUUGCUAAAAAGAAUUCAAGAUCAAGUCAGAGAAACAAAUGCAGAACAAAAUAUUGUCUUUUCGCACUGCAUUAUUCAUCAAGAAGUCCUUUGUAAGAGUGUUUUAAAUUUAAGCCAUGUCGUUGACACAGUUGUGAAAGUGGUUAAUUACAUUCGAGCAAGAGGAUUAAAUCACAGGCAGUUUAUAACCCUGCUUGAAGACUUGGAAUCUGAUCAUACGGAUGUUCUGUAUCACACAAAUGUGAGGUGGCUUAGUUUGGGAAAAAUCCUGAAAAGAGUUUGGGAAUUGAAAGAAGAGAUUGGCUUAUUUUUGGACAUGAAACAGAAUGCUAUAGAUUUCCCACAGUUGAAUGAUGAGAAAUGGCUCUCUGAUUUUGCAUUUGCUGUUGAUAUCAUGGGUCAUAUGAAUGACCUGAAUUCAAAGCUACAAGGGAAGGGGGCUUUUGCACAUGAUUUGUACAGCAGUGUCAAAGCUUUCAUGAAGAAAUUACUUCUUUUGUCUCGUCAGAUUACGAACAAACAAUUUGCUCACUUUGCAACCUUACAACAGAUUGAAGUUUGUGAUCAAAAUGUACAGAAGUACUCAUUGCAGCUACUUGACUUGCAUGCCGAAUUUUCACGCAGAUUCCAUGAUUUCAAAUUAAUUGAAAAUGACCUACAACUCGAGCUUAUUGACAUGCAAUGUGAUCCUUUGCUUUCUGAGCAGAUGAAAACAGUGACUCUUCCCAAAUUCUAUGCCUCUCUUAAUGACUGUGCAUUUCCGAAACUAAAGGCUCAUGCUCAAAGAAUGCUUGUGCUGUUUGGAUCUACAUACAUAUGUGAGCAGACAUUUUCGAUAAUGAAGCUGAAUAAAUCAAAACUUAGAUCUGCAAUGACUGAUGAUCACCUUGAACAAGUACUUUUCAUUGCAACAACGGAGGCAACACCUGACUUCAAUGGUCUGGUCAGCAAUCAUCAGCGCUGUCAUUCGUCCCACUGA
Messenger RNA from Homarus americanus (American lobster), 1272 nucleotides. RefSeq names its product general transcription factor II-I repeat domain-containing protein 2B-like. Lineage: Eukaryota; Metazoa; Arthropoda; Malacostraca; Decapoda; Nephropidae. The transcript has a single exon. The record is from RefSeq and is a predicted model, not a curated record. Bases 1 to 1272 code for a protein of 423 amino acids.